GUUUUUUAGCACAUAGUGCAAAUAGCGCGACGUUUACCGACAUCAACAUCAGCAUUGCGAUUGUCCAUCGUACGACUCCGAGGAACCGCCAGAUUUGGCAGUGGGAUACAGUUGGAAGUUUUGUGUGUUACGGAGAGAUUGCCACGGUAUCCGAUUACUGGAAUCAAGGAACUUGAAACUACAUACUAGACCAUGCUAUAUACCCAGCAUUUGCUCCUCGGAGCGCUUCGAGGAUUACGAACUAAAACUGUUUCCUACGGUCGAUUCACUAGAGAGUCUUUGAGGAGCAGAUUACAUCGAGAAAACCCUAUCCAGCCACCAAAAAUAGAAGUACUUCAACCGCCAUAUGCCGCUGAUACUAUUCCUGUCCGUCCAGUCAGUCAUUUACUGAGAGCUUUGGGAUUUACGUUUGCGGUUGGCGCAGGUACAUUCGCCGUUGCGGUGGUAAGCGACUACGAACGACAAAAACAUAGAGUAAAGAGCUUUUUCGAAAAAGCGAGAUCUACUUUCACUCAAAAUGCUAAUGAAUGGAGAGACCUCACGGACGGCGACAAAUGCGCACUUUACCUGGUUGGCGCCAAUCUUAUCGUAUUCGUUCUAUGGAGGUUGACAAAUUUGCAUCCAAUGAUGUGGCGGUAUUUUAGCAACAGUUUUGCUUCAAGAAGUCUUUGUCUACCUAUGGCCUUGAGCGUCUUCUCCCAUUACAGUUUUAUUCACCUCGCACUGAAUAUGUAUGUGGCAUGGUCUUUCACUAAUGUUGUCGUUGACAAAUUUCUUGGACCAGAUCAGUUCUGGGCCUUUUAUAUCACAGCAGGUGUGGUGUCGUCUUUAUUUGGUCUUGCUCACAAAGCACUCGCACGGUCCCCGAUACGUGCUGUUGGAGCUAGCGGAGCUAUACUUGGAGUACUCGGCUACACUUGUAUGAAAAUUCCUGAAGCAAGGCUCAGAAUUGUGUUUGUUCCUGGGUUUGAUUUUUCGGCACAAUCAGCAAUUAUUGGAAUAAUUCUGUUUGAUCUCGCUGGACUUCUGUUCAGGUUUCGGAUGUUCGAUCAUGCAGCUCACUUAGGCGGAACUUUGUUUGGAGUAUUUUACGCGAUGAUCGGAGAUGAUCUCAUAUGGAAUCGCUACGGUGGCUACAUUGAACAAGCGUAUAAACGCUUGAAAAAUGGAUGAUCUUGCUCCGAGUUAUCAUUCGUAUUGAGACUAGGAGAUUUCAGUGCGCUUCGCACACGUUUGAGGCAUAAAGGAAUCGUCCAAGAUCAGGUGGCGGAC
This is a messenger RNA of Cylicocyclus nassatus, 1272 nucleotides long. The record is from the annotation of a GenBank genome assembly. Lineage: Eukaryota; Metazoa; Nematoda; Chromadorea; Rhabditida; Strongylidae.